AUGAUAUGGAGAUCGGACAAGAAGCACGCUGCGGUCGGCCGGAGGGAAAUGCAAUUGUUUUUGCUCGGUUUCGUCAUUAUUGAGAUCUGCGAGAUCUUCACAGUAGGCGGCUUCCCGCUGAGCGACGCAGUCCGAAAGGGGUUUUCUGCAGUACACAUUGCCGCGAUCACGGCGACUUGCUGGGUCCUUCUCAUGAAUGCACUUGUCGGCUUCCAGUUGCUUGACGACGGCACUGCAGCUUCCAUCGGUCUCAUCGGCGCAUCUGCUGCGGCCCUCUUCAUCGGGACAGGCUAUAUUGCCUUGGACACUGGAUUCGAUUGGACUGGCCGCUUCCAGUCAAGCUAUGAUGCGCCAAAUCGCAACAUCGCCCUCUAUGUUCUGUACCAGCUCUUCCCACUCAUCUGCGUUGUCUUGUUCUACCUCCUGGAAGCCGUCCUCGUGCUCCGGGUCCUUGGCGAGUUCCGACCAAUGCUGUAUCUCACCGGUGCUGGCUUGUUGUUCGCAAUUGGUCAGGUCUUCAACUAUGUGAUAAGCACCCACUUGUGCCAGGCCUCGGAUGGCAAGAUCAAUGGAGCUUUAUUCGAAACCCUCUUCACCCUCCUUUCUGUCUCCGGGGUCUGGGCCUUCUGGAGUAGUAUCACUGAAGACGACUGGCCUCUGCCCGUGGCUGGCGGUGGUUACAAUUGA
Penicillium egyptiacum is the source of this 687-nucleotide messenger RNA. Lineage: Eukaryota; Fungi; Ascomycota; Eurotiomycetes; Eurotiales; Aspergillaceae. The record is from the annotation of a GenBank genome assembly.